AUGGCGACGCGGGCGGGCGCCCUCCCGGCCCGGCCUUGGCUGCGGGCGCUGCGCGGAGGAGACCCCCGGCCGGGCAGCCCCGGAGCCCGAGGUUAUUCCAAAGACAGUGAAAGCAGCUGGUUCCGCUCACUCUUCGUCCACAAAGUGGAUCCCCGGAAAGACGCUCAUUCUAACCUCUUGUCCAAGAAGGAGACCAAUCACCUCUACAAGAUCCAAUUCCACAAUGUGAAGCCCGAAUGCUUGGAUGCCUACAACAGACUCGCGGAAGAAGUCCUUCCCAAGCUGCAUUCCGACACGGGGUAUCCCUGUGAACUGGUUGGCAACUGGAAUACGUGGUACGGCGAGCAGGACCAGGCAGUGCAUAUCUGGAGGUUCGUCGGUGGCUACUCGGCCCUCAUGGAGUCCAUGAACAAGCUGAGGGAGAACCAGGAAUAUCUGCAGUUCCGCAAAGAGAGGAGUAGCAUGCUCCAUUCGCGAAGGAACCAGCUGCUCCUGGAGUUCAGCUUCUGGAAUGAGCCCCUGCCACGCGCCGGGCCCAACAUCUACGAACUGCGCUCGUACAAGCUGAAGCCCGGGACCAUGAUUGAGUGGGGAAACAACUGGGCUCGGGCAAUUAAACACCGUCAAGAUAACCAGGAAGCGGUGGGGGGCUUCUUCUCCCAAAUUGGAGAGUUGUACAUCGUACAUCACUUGUGGGCCUAUAGAGACCUGCAAUCUCGAGAGGAGACAAGGAACGCGGCCUGGAGGAAGCGAGGAUGGGAUGAAAAUGUUUACUAUACAGUUCCUCUCGUUCGGAGCAUGGAAUCCCGAAUCAUGAUACCCCUGAAGAUUUCCCCGUUGCAAUGACCCACCUUCCCUGGGCAGCGCAAGGCUCAGCCGUCACCCGGGGGAAAAAGAAAACUUCAUUACAUUUCCUCCCCAGCCCCUUCCCCUCUAAUAAACUUCGUUACUUCCUGCUU
This is a messenger RNA of Protobothrops mucrosquamatus (brown spotted pit viper), 959 nucleotides long. It is a transcript of the gene NIPSNAP1, whose product is annotated as nipsnap homolog 1. Gene Ontology annotation, cellular component: mitochondrion. NCBI's taxonomy places the organism in Eukaryota, Metazoa, Chordata, Lepidosauria, Squamata, Viperidae. The coding region runs from base 1 to 846 and encodes 281 amino acids. The record is from RefSeq and is a predicted model, not a curated record. The transcript is spliced from 10 exons.